Messenger RNA from Strongylocentrotus purpuratus (purple sea urchin), 1659 nucleotides. Its product is annotated as calcium-binding protein SPEC 1A-like. The record is from RefSeq and is a predicted model, not a curated record. Lineage: Eukaryota; Metazoa; Echinodermata; Echinoidea; Camarodonta; Strongylocentrotidae. The coding region runs from base 406 to 711 and encodes 101 amino acids. The transcript has 6 exons. Gene Ontology annotation, molecular function: calcium ion binding.
UUACCGGAAAAUAGUUCUAAAUAAUAUAAUAAGUUCUAAAUGGUUACCCAUAGGUUUACAUGUUAAAAAAUUGUUUGAGCGAUCGCGGAUACCGUACGUGUGCGAAGAAUUGGUCGGCAUUUUUAGUACGGCAAUAUAUCUCGAUUCAAACAAGGCAAAAAUGGCUGUAGAAACUCCGAAGAUUUCAACUUCUAGAUGAGGAUCAUAUGCGAGACAUGCUGACAGCAAGAACACCAAAAAGGGCAGCCAAAUUAUUGUUUACCGAGAAACGAAUAGAAGUAUUCAGGAAACGUUUUGCAGUCUAUGACAAGAAUAACGAUGGCACCAUUACUACUAAGGAGUUGGAUGUUGCGAUGAAAGCAGUGGGUCAGGACCUUACUCAGGAAGAGCUUGCAGACACCAUCAAUGAUGCUGAUACUUAAUCGUAACGGAACUAUUGAUUUUAAUGAGUUUGUGACGAUGAUAUCACAAAAAAUGAAAAGGAAAAAGAAAAAAUACGUAAAAGCUUUCCGCAACUUGGACAAGGAUAACAAUGGAUUCCUUUGUCCUGACGAGCUGCGUCAAGCGAUGUUAACCGUUGAUCCACCGAUGACGGAGGAGGAUAUCAAGACAGUGAUCAAGAAAACCGACUUAAAUGAUGACGGUAAAGUCGACUUAAAAGAAUUCAAGCGUGCGAUAAAGGCUUCUUUUUUCAGUGGAGAUGAUGAAUGAUUCUACUUCAACAUCGACAACUUGUCCCUUUUAUUCUUAUUGAGGAAUAUGUGGGAGAGGGCGAUAUAAUCGUCUCGCAUCAUUUUUCUUCUCUUGAUUUCAUUAUGUUCCGGUGAUUUUUUUUUGAGCCGUCACUUUUUGAUUUGUUUCAUUUCUCUUUUUUCAAAGAGUGGCUCGAAUUCCACUUCACUUUAUUUCUUUACAUUUUUCAUAAUACCGUGGGUGCUCUUAAAAAUGUUUGUGUACUCCUUCCAGGAAUAAAUGUUGCGUUUUUCCUCAUCUGAAAGCCAACUAUUGGUACCGCAUUAUUAUGAUACCUUUGACAUCAUGAUUUUGUUUAUUAGUUUUUUAUUAUAGUCAUCGUGACUGUGGUAAGAAGUAGGUCGACUAACACCAAAGAAUAUCAAUGUCCAAAAAGUGCCAUGGUAUACAAGGGAGAAGAGAAAUAUUGUAACUUUCUUAAUUCUUGAUAGGCGGUAAAAGCACUUAUCUUACAUUACUUUAAUGGCAUUCAUGUGAAGGUGUCGUGGGUCAUUCACUUGACUCAUUGAAUUAAAUUGAAUGGUUUAUUGAGCAUACUGAAAAUGGCAGCACGAAGGCUGAUUAACAUUCGUUUUACAGUAAAGCACAUGAAACAAAAAGAAAUUUUAAACAACACUUGCGAGUAUACAUUCAAAGAUUAAAUUAAUAAGAUCAGUCAUUAUGACAAAACAACCUCUCCAUCUAGACCUUUAGGAAAAUCAGAGCCAUUAAUAAUUAAUGGCCCUAAAGAGAGCUAUUCAUCCGUCUUAUUUUAAGUAAUUAUUAUUAUUUGUUAUGUUCAUGUGUAUGUAUUACGUUUGUUUAUACGGAUAAUAUAUAAUAAUAUUAUGUUGAUCUCGGUUAAAUAGGCAUGAUGGGGGUGCAAUCAAUUUCAUCGAUUAAAUUGGAAGAAUUCUAAGGAACAAA